Messenger RNA from Diceros bicornis minor, 927 nucleotides. RefSeq lists its product as uncharacterized. NCBI's taxonomy places the organism in Eukaryota, Metazoa, Chordata, Mammalia, Perissodactyla, Rhinocerotidae. The record is from RefSeq and is a predicted model, not a curated record. Bases 1 to 927 code for a protein of 308 amino acids. The transcript has 2 exons.
AUGCAACCUGACAAGACACACGGCUGUUGCCUGCAGGGAGUGUGCAUACUUCUCGAAACUGCAAAUUCCUUGGAGGAGGAACUCGGAACAGUGGUUCUAAUUAUGACGGCCAAUGAGCAAAGCCGGGAGGCGGGACUUCGUCCAAGUUCCUCCGGUCCUGAAUCCAAAGACCUGUUGCCGCCGCCGCCGCCGCCGCCGCCGCCGUGGCCGCGGAGUUUCUUAGUUACCGCGGCGCCCAGGGCGGCCUCGGGCCCCCAGCCCGUGCCGGGCGCCAAGGUCCUGCCGCCCGCUGCCGCCGCUGCCCCCGACAGCACCGGAACCCCCACCCCGCUGGAGCGCGCGCGCCCCGCCCCACUCCCCGGGCGAGGGGACCCCGAGGCCGCCCGCGCGGUCCCGACCUCCCCUCCCCGCCCGGCUACCGCAGGCAGCCCCGCCCGGCCCGGCCGCCCGAGCCCCCGCGCCCGGGACCCCCGCGCCACUCACCAAGAAGUUAGGAGUUUUCCGUUCUCCUGCCCGCGAGGACCGGGGCGGGCGGGCGGCUCGGCCAGGCGGCGCCGUGGAAAGACCCGCUGGGCCGGGGGCUGUGGCUGCGAGGCCCGGAGCCGAUCGCCACCUCCCGCCGCGCCGCCCCCGCGGACGCUGCAGGCGCGGGCACCCACCCUGCGCUCGGCCCGGCGCGUCCCGACUGCGAGCCUAGCGGCGGCCCAUCCUCCCGCGGCUCCCGCUCCUCCUCCCGCGGCCGCGGCCGUCCGCAGUGUAAACAUCCCGGCAUCCCCGAGGAGAGGGGCGGGGCGGGCGCAGGCCCCGCCCCGUGCAGGCCCCGCCCCGCGCCCUGCCCUCGCCGCGCCGCCUCCCCGCGCCCACACGGCUCCCUGGGGUGCAGAGGGAGCCCCGCAGCUGCCCCGCUGGAGCGAAGCGGCUCUAUAG